AUUUAUCCCGAAUGCACAUUCUCCUUUCAGAUCAUAAUGUUGGCCUCAGGAGCUAAACGUCCUGCUCCUCCUCCUAGAAAACCCUCUCCGCCCAGACAGAAUAACAAGGAGGAGCAAACCUUUAAGGAGAAGCUUGAAGAGAUCAAAAGAAUGCGUUCUGGCAAAGGAGAUACGACACCUUCCACCCAAAUCUCUCAACGAACAAUUAACGAAGAACCAAUUAUUCCGAAGCAAGUUCAAACUCUGACAGGAUUAAAAACAUUUUUAAAAUCCUUCGGAGACUGGAUGGAAGUUGUAUCCAAGACAGGGAAGGUUUAUUACUACAAUAAAAAGACUAAGACAAACCAAUGGAAGAAACCAGAAGAAUGGGUGGCGGAAGAACGCCGGUUAAAUGCUCCGCCUCCUUUACCGGAGGCAAGCGUGUUUAUUAAGCCAGAGGAACCUCCGAUACCCAUGGAAGAUGCCCCGUUGCCUCCUGAGGCUCCAAAAGUGAAAAUGAAACUGAAAAUAAAGAAAAAGGUGACUAAAAGACUGAAGAAAGAAUUAAAGCUGCCUCUGUCCUACCAGAAGAAUCCAGCAGUCCGACUCGAUGAUAGUAGCGACGAGGACGAGAACAAAGCCAAAUUAACUAUGGAGAACGCUUUUGAGGAUCCGGAGGAGGAUAGCACAGACUCAUCUCUCAACAAGCUAGAUAAAGCCGAUGAGAUCGGACACAUUGAUAUUAAACUACCCGAACCUAAAUCUGAUAAUAUACCAGAUACUAAACCUGACCCUACUCCUAAUUCUAAGACAGAACCCGGAGUUAAGACGACGGAAGUAAAUACCUCCGCCCGUAAGUUUACCUCCUCAGCUCCGGGAAAGGAAAGAGCACAAAACUUACCCAAGGGUUCGGCAGCCGAGCUCGCAUUUCUAAAUAUUACAAAGAUAUCUGAAACCACUGCAAUCUAUGGGGACGGGGUGAACACACUCACUACUAUAGAAACUGGAAAUCCAACAUUUUUUACCGAAUAUAACCUACCCUGCUGCCUCAGGAGAUGCAAGUUCCCGAAGGAACAGGAUGUUCUGCAUGAGUUGAAAAUAAACAAACUAAAGAAACGAAUUUUCUCAAAACAGUUUUCAAUUCCUGGCCUGGAUCCUAAGUUAGCACAUUUAGCAGAGGAGGCAGAACUAGAACAAUUCUUCAUCGAACUAAAGGAUUACAAUCAUCAUGAUCGACUGCUUACCUCCAGGAUGGGUGGAACUCUAGUUUAUAAGGUCCAGGACGAGGUGUGGGACCGAUAUUUUCACAAGUUUCAAAUAAAGAUCUUCUCCGGAGUAUACCUGGAGUGUAGACCCUCAGGGUACUCACACAACAACGAACUUAUUUAUUCCAGAACUGGGAAGGUUUGCAGUUACAAAACAUUUCCUGAAGACGAGGUUAGAUGUCAGGCAGUUCUCCAGGCCUGGAAUAUGGAUUACUGUCUUUGUGUCUACGCUAAUAAAACCUUCACUGUGAAACGUGACGAUAGAGCUUGGGAAGAAGAUCUCCGAGAGGUUCGGAGAUUCCUGGAGAAGCAUGGAUACUAGAAUACCUAGCGGUUCUAGUCCUUCAAGAUGAGGGGACUUUGAAUUUCUUUCCUCCUGUUCUCUUUCUGGAAUACAAAAUAGUUUGGAACUUGCAAAAAAGCUGUACUAGAAACCCUGGAGAUUCCUAGAUAAACCCUGAAUACUAGAUUAUCUAGAGGUUUAGAGAUUUCUAGAGAAACCAGGGAUACUAGAAUAUCGAAUAUCUGGAGGUAUAGAGAUUCCUAGAGAAACCAGGGAUACUAGAAUAUCUAGAGGUUCAGAGAUUCCCAGAGAAACCAGGGAUACUAGAAUAUCUGGAGGUUUAGAGAUUCCUAGAGUAACCAGGGAUACUAGAAUAUCUGGAGGUUUAGAGGUUCCUAAAGUAACCAGGGAUACUAGAAUAUAUGGAGGUUUAGAGAAACCCUGGAUACUAGAAUAUAAUUACAGUUUCAGAGAUUCCUUGAGAAACCAGGAAUACUAGAAUAUCUGGAGGUUUAGAGAUUCCUAGAGAAACCAGGAAUACUAGAAUAUCUGGAGGUUUAGAGAUUCCUAGAGAACCCUUGGAUACUAAAAUAUCUGUAGGUUUAGAGAUUCCCAGGGAAACCAGGGAUACUAGAAUAUCUAGAGGUUCAGAGAUUCCUAGAGGAACCAGGAAUACUAGAAUAUCUGGUGGUUUAGAGGUUCCUAAAGUAACCAGGGAUACUAGAAUAUCUGGAGGUUUAGAGAUUUCUAGAGAAACCAGGGAUACUAAAAUAUCGGGAGGUUUAGAGAUUUCUAGAGAAACCAGGGAUACUAGAAUAUCUAGAGGUUUAGAGAUUCCUAGAGAAACCAGGGAUAAUCGAAUAUCUAGAGGUUCAGAGAUUCCUAGAGGAACCAGGAAUACUAGAAUAUCUGGAGGUUUAGCGGUUCCUAAAGUAACCAGGGAUACUUUAAUAUCUGGAGGUUCAGAGAAACCUUGAAUACUAGAAUAUUAGAGGUUCAGAGAUUCCUAGGGAAACAUGGGAUACUAAAAUAUCUGUAGGUUUAGAGAUUCCUAGAGAAACCAGGGAUAUUAGAAUAUCUAGAGGUUCGGAGAUUCCUUCAGAAACCAGGGAUACUAAAAUAUCUGGAGGUUUAGAGAUUUCUAGAGAAACUAGGGAUACUAGAAUAUCUGGAGGUUUAGAGAUUCCUUGAGAAAUCAGGGAUACUAGAAUAUUUAGAGAUUCCAAGAUUCCUAGAGAAACACGGGAUACUAAAAUAUCUGGAGGUUCAGAGAUUCCUAGAGAAAUAUGGGAUACUAGAAUAUUUAGAGAUUCAGAGAUUCCUAGAGAAACAUGGGAUACUAAAAUAUCAGGAGGUUCAUAGAGUCCUAGAGAAACUAGGGAUAUUAGAAUAUCUAGAGGUUCGGAGAUUUCUAGAGGAAGAUUCAGAAAUAUUAAAACGAAAAAUAUGAAUUCCUAGAG
Eurytemora carolleeae is the source of this 2987-nucleotide messenger RNA. Its product is annotated as WW domain-binding protein 4. Gene Ontology annotation, molecular function: RNA polymerase II complex binding; chromatin binding. The record is from RefSeq and is a predicted model, not a curated record. The coding region runs from base 37 to 1566 and encodes 509 amino acids. The transcript is spliced from 7 exons. Gene Ontology annotation, biological process: positive regulation of TORC1 signaling; regulation of autophagy. NCBI's taxonomy places the organism in Eukaryota, Metazoa, Arthropoda, Copepoda, Calanoida, Temoridae. Gene Ontology annotation, cellular component: nucleus.